This is a messenger RNA of Loa loa (African eye worm), 830 nucleotides long. Its product is annotated as ATP synthase g subunit family protein. Gene Ontology annotation, molecular function: proton transmembrane transporter activity. The coding region runs from base 18 to 419 and encodes 133 amino acids. Gene Ontology annotation, biological process: proton motive force-driven ATP synthesis. Lineage: Eukaryota; Metazoa; Nematoda; Chromadorea; Rhabditida; Onchocercidae. The transcript is spliced from 3 exons. The record is from RefSeq and is a predicted model, not a curated record.
UUAUCCAUUUUUCAGCCAUGUCGAAGCAGAUAGGUCUUUUCGAAAAACUGGCAAAUGCUGCCGGUCACAUCUAUCGCCAUCAUCUGACUCAGCAUCCUCGGCGAAAAGCGUUGUGGAAAGAUUGUUGGCAUAAAGAACUAAAACCACCAACAUUGGAAGAGUGGCCAGCCGUCAAGAAAGAUUUCAGGCAAAUGAUGGAUGUUAUUACAAGUAGAUCAUACACCCAAUGGACCGUUAUGGAUACGCUGGUGCGAACAUGUGUUGCGGUGGAAAUAAUUUGUUGGUUUUUUGUUGGCGAAGCUAUUGGACGUCGUUCAUUUGCCGGCUAUAUUGUCCCAGCAAAUUAUGUUGACAAAAAGCUAGCGAGCAUGGUGAAGAAUCACAAAGAUAACACUUACGACAUUGCUCCGAAAGCCUGAUGAACAUCGCAGUUAUUCCUUCUAAUUUAUUUUGGAAAUAUAUAUUCGUACAAUUUUACAAAAAAGAUUGAAAAUUCAAUAGUCUUUCUUAGUUACUCAUAGAUGUAAAGUACGUUAAGACAUAUUUAGCAGUCAAAUACCUCGAUUUUCAUGCUUAUAUUAAUAGAUGCUUCCAGAUUCCAUAUUUGGGAAAAUCGGAAAGCCUAGAUAUUGAAUUUUGAUUGAUGUUGGUAUAAUGUGCUGGGUUGUUUUGUUCUGAUACAUUGGAUUUCAGCAUAAUUUGGUGUGGAAAAGUGGUAGUUUUCGUACGUUUGUUGUCGUUACAUUCAAAAAAGGUUUCAUGAGUAUCCAUAAUCUGCGGAACAUUCCCUAUAUUGCUGCAUAAUUUUGUUGCACUUGUCAAGAUUCGUG